Messenger RNA from Coffea eugenioides, 1524 nucleotides. RefSeq lists its product as uncharacterized. NCBI's taxonomy places the organism in Eukaryota, Viridiplantae, Streptophyta, Magnoliopsida, Gentianales, Rubiaceae. The record is from RefSeq and is a predicted model, not a curated record. The transcript is spliced from 3 exons. Bases 1 to 1524 code for a protein of 507 amino acids. Gene Ontology annotation, molecular function: protein dimerization activity.
AUGGCCUUCACAACUAAUGGAUUUAGAUCAUGGAAGAAGGUAAAUGAUGGAAAAAAUUGUGCUUUUUUAAAUCACAUUGGAAAAGAUCCUAACUCAUCACACAAAGUGGCAAUGCAAUGCUAUCAUGAUUUGGAAAACUCAUUGCAACAUCUUGAUAAAAUUAUUGAGGUGCAAAAUUCUGAGCAGGUUGCAAAAAUCGGUUGCAACUUCAAGUUUCAAGCGGUGGCUUUUAGGGGUCAUGAUGAAAGUUUAGAUUCUAACAAUCGAGGUAAUUUUAUUGAGUUGAUUAAGCAUGUGUCUUCUUAUUAUGAAAAAAUGGCUGCUGUGGUCCUUGAUAAUGCUCCUCGAAAUGCAUCUUAUACUUCUCCAAUGAUCCAAAAGGAGAUAUUGUCCACAACAUCUCAAGAGGUAAUUCCUGUGGAACAAUUCUUUACAUACUUAUCUCUUCUUAUAAAUUUAAUUUCAUCUUCUUGCAAACGUGUGGACCAACUUAGAGUUGCUAGAGCUGCUAGAAUUACUGAAUUGAUUGCUAUUGAUGAACUUGAGACUGAAUAUAAAGACAUUUGCUAUGUCCUAAUUGAUGUUAUCAAUUAUGGAAAUACAUCAACUCAAAGAAGUGAAGCUGACAGAGUUUACGAUUUCAUGACAUCCUUUGAUUUUGUUCUUGUUAUGCAUAUGAUGAGGGACAUUUUAGGAUUUGCACAAGUACUUUCUCAAGCUUUACAAUGCAAAUUUCAAGAUAUUUUGAAUGCCUUUAAAUUGGUUUCAGUAACAAAAGAUCGACUUCAAAGUUACAGAGAUAAUGGAUGGAAUGAAUUGUUCACCAAUGUAAAGACAUUUUGUGAUGCACGAAAUAUAGAGAUGCCUGAUAUUAAUGUCAUUUAUAAAGCAGGUCGAGGAAGAAUUCGAAAACAAAAUGAUCCAAUUACCAUGGAGUGUCACUAUAGGAUUGAUAUGUUUUUGGCAACGGUUGAUUCUCAAAUACUUGAAAUGAAGAAUAGGUUUAAGGAAGAUGUAAUAGAGUUGCUUAUUCUUAGUUCAGCAUUGCACCCCAAAGAUAAUUUCCAGGCUUUCAAUAUUGAACAAAUUUGUCAACUUGUAAACAAGUUUUAUUCAGCUGACUUCACAGAUCAAGAGAAGUUACACUUAAGAACUCAAUUAGAGCUUUUCCAAAUUGAGUUUUCCUGUAAUUCUCAGCUUCAAAAUUUGUCAUCACUUCAGGAGUUGUGCCAAGUGUCAGCAAAGACAAGAAAGUCAAUGUGCUAUACUCUUAUUGAUAGAUUGAUUCGUCUUAUUUUGACUCUUCCUGUUUCAACAGCUACAACAGAGCGUGCAUUUUCUGUUAUGAAAAUCAUCAAGACUUGUUUGCAUUCUAGGAUGGAGGAAGACUUUUUUGCUAACUCUAUGAUAAUGUAUAUUGAGAAAGAAAUUGCAAAAACUUUUGAUAUAAAUUCAAUCAUUGAUGACUUUGAUAAAAUUAAAAGUCAUCGUGCACAAUUUCAUAUGUCUCACACAGUCAAAUAG